AUGAAUCAACUUUGUGCUACAAAGGAUGGGUCAAUUGGUGAGUCGGGUAGAUGGGUUGAAGGGAAGUGGGAGUGGGAGUUCAAAUGGAGAAGGGAACCGUUCGAGAGGGAGAGGGGGGCGAUUUCUGCCUUGACUGAUUUUAUCUCUGUUACUGCUCCUUGUACAGGUAAAGCGGAUGGGUGGAAUUGGAAGGCAUCCAAGGAUGGUGAAUACUCAACAAAAUCAGCAUAUAUCACCAUUGCGGCAGCUAGAAACGAGCCACCCUCUUCAAUUGUUCCAACCGAGCUGCUGGAAAGUGUUCUGAAAACGCCAUCUCCUCACAAGGCGAGAGUUAAUGCUUGGCGAUGUUUGAGAAAAAGGUUAGCAACUUGUGAUAACUUAGUUAAGAGGCAUGUCGCGAUGACAGUCGAGGAACUCUUAUGCAACUGCUGCGUGUCCAGAGAAGAAACGACGGAUCAUCUUUUUGUUCUUUGCCCGAAUGUUGAAAAAAUAUGGGAUGAAAUCCAGAAAUGGAUCAGCACUCAUGCUGCGCGGCCUCAGAAUAUUGUCCAGCAUUUUAACUGGUUCACUCAUAUUGGAAGAGAUAAGAAAAGUGGAAAGUUGCUAAAGAUGAUAUAG
Molecule: messenger RNA, 618 nt
Organism: Salvia miltiorrhiza (redroot sage)
Lineage: Eukaryota; Viridiplantae; Streptophyta; Magnoliopsida; Lamiales; Lamiaceae
Exons: 2
Coding region: 1-618 (205 amino acids)
Source: RefSeq, a predicted model, not a curated record